GCCAUUUGCUUCAAUAAUUGUUGUGGUGUGAAGCUGUCCCUGUUGCUGUCCCCAGGGGCCAGUUUAUCAAGGAGAAAGUGCUGCAGUUCUCCACGUGCUCCAAGUAUUGAAAGUGGCCCGGGAAAGGGCUCGGGUGUCCCGCCUGGACUUGUACUUUGCCCUGAAGCAAAGGCUUGACUGUGCCUGGGGCCGAGGGCUGUCCGGAGCCCAGACAGCUCCGGGAUCAAGCAGACGCGGGGGUCCAAGGAAAGGGGCGGUGAGCGGAGCCUGAGGGAUGCUGUCACCCCGGGGCACGCACAGGAGCAGCUGACCCAGCUUAAAAAAUGUGACGCAUGGCCCCUGCAGCAAAAGGAUCAGGAGCAGUUUCUGGGUUGGUGCAAGAGCCCCACAGGACACAAAGGUGAUGAAGAUGAGAGGAACCUGGCUGGGUGUGCCUGUUGGACACCUGCUGGCUCUGGGACACAGGCACAAAUGGAGAAACAUGAUGGAUUUCAGAAAGUUCAGGCUGUUUGUCUGCCUGGUCGGGCUCAGCAGUGCCAGCUUCUGGGUUUUGUACAGCUGGCCCGAGUUCUGCGUGUUCUGUGGGAACAGCCAGGGUUACAUAUUCCCCACAGAGACUUUCAGGAGGCUCGAAGGGAACUUCUCUCUGCUCCCGGAUGUCGACUGCCACAAGAGCCCUCCUUUCCUUGUCCUGCUCGUGGCGUCCUCCUUCCAGCAGGUGGAUGCCAGGAUGGCCAUCCGGCACACCUGGGGCAAGGAGAGGACAGUGGCUGGGAAGAGCCUGGUGACGUUUUUCCUCCUGGGAAGCCCUGUGGAUCCCAGCCAGCAGGCUAGCAUCGCUGAAGAGAGCCAGAGGUACAGAGACAUCAUCCAGAAGAACUUUACAGACACCUAUUACAACCUGACCCUGAAGACCAUGAUGGGAAUGGAGUGGAUUCACCGGUUUUGUUCCCAGUCCGGCUUCGUGAUGAAAACCGACACAGACGUGUUUGUCAACGUUUUUUACCUCACUGAGCUGCUUCUGAGGAAAAAGAAGACUGCUGGGUUCUUCACAGGCUUUUUAAAACUGCACGAGUACCCCAUAAGGACAAGAGGGAGUAAGUGGUAUGUGAGUAGGGAGGAGUAUCCAGGAACGACCUACCCACCCUUUUGUUCCGGGACUGGAUAUGUUUUAUCCAGUGACGUAGCCAGUCAGAUCUACAACAUUUCUGAGAGCGUUCCAUUCAUUAAACUGGAGGAUGUGUUCAUAGGGCUGUGCCUUGCCAAAUUAAAAAUUCAGCUGGAGGAGCUUCACUCAGAGCAGACGUUUUUCCCGGAGAGGAUCAGGUUCUCUGUCCCUCGCUUUAAGAAAAUCGUGACGUGCCAUGAAAUAAAACCAUCCGAGCAGCUGAGCUACUGGAAUCGCCUGGUGGCAGGAAAUCAAGGAGGAGUGCUCUAGCACCUACCCUGCUCCACUUAACAAACUGAAAUUCUCUGCUUUUACAGGGCUGCUCCCAACUCCAGCAAACUCCCAAUUAACUCCAGCUCCAUCUCGUUAAAAGACUUUUUAAAUGGUCAUUUUAAUCACAGAAUCAGAGAAUUGCUAAGGUUGGAGAAGACCUCCAAGAUCAUU
Messenger RNA from Corvus hawaiiensis (hawaiian crow), 1612 nucleotides. It is a transcript of the gene B3GALT5, whose product is annotated as beta-1,3-galactosyltransferase 5. Gene Ontology annotation, cellular component: membrane. The record is from RefSeq and is a predicted model, not a curated record. Bases 404 to 1438 code for a protein of 344 amino acids. The transcript has 3 exons. Lineage: Eukaryota; Metazoa; Chordata; Aves; Passeriformes; Corvidae. Gene Ontology annotation, molecular function: N-acetyl-beta-D-glucosaminide beta-(1,3)-galactosyltransferase activity.